GGUUGUGUUAGAUAAUGGCUUAUAGUGACGAAAAUUCCCGCCAUAAGGGCACCGUUUUAAUCGGAACAAUAGAGCCUUAUGUAGUUGGUUCAUCUUUUUUAAAUUAUGCUGAAAGGCUUGACUAUUUGUUCCAAGUUAAUGGCAUUACUGACGCUGCUAGACAGAAGGCUCUUUUCGUAACUUUGAGUGGGCCUGCUGUAUAUGAAGAACUUAAGCUUCUGUAUCCUUCAUCGGAAGAUCUUAAGUUAGUUUCUUAUGCUGAUAUUUCUAAAAAACUUAGAGAGCGCUUUGAUAGGGUUGAGUCAGACCUUAUUCAAAGAUACAAAUUCUAUAAUAGAGUGCAAGGACCUAACGAAAGGGCAGAGGACUUUGUGCUUGCGGUGAAACUGCAAGCCGAGUUCUGUGCCUUUGGUGAUUUUCGGGAAACGGCUAUCCGCGAUAAAUUGGUCAUGGGAGUUGCCGAUGGAAAACUCCAAGAAAAGCUCUUGAACGAGGACAAUCUCAGUUUGGCAAUGGCAGAGAAGAUGAUUGUCAACUGGGAGUUGGCUGGUUCUCGGGCUAGAAUGAUCAAUGAUCGUCAGGGUGGCCAAAUUGCAUCCGUUAAAAGCCGUUUAGGUCGGAGAGAUUUACAUGAUAGGAAUAUGAGUCAUAGUAGAAGCAGAAGUCGUAGUAAUGUUCAUAAACGGAGGUGGCAAAGCAGGAGUACGGAACGGAAGCGGACUGGGCGUUAUGCGGAUUUAGUCUGUGACUUUUGUGGCAUUAAGGGCCACAUCAAGAGGUCUUGUUUUAAACGUAAAAGAAUGCAGAAGAACUCUGUUAAAUUUAUAGACGACAAGAAGAACCUGAGUUUCGGUGACGACAAAAUAGCUGAUUUGUUUGAGCGGCUAAAAGCGGGCAUGAAUGACACGGACAGUGAUAGUGAUUCAGGUAUCUGUUGGAAACGUGGUCGUCACGGCGCAUCGUAACCAGCUUAAGCUACCAAAGAACACAACUGCUAAGGCGAGCGGAAUCCUAUUCCCUUACGCUAGCAGUCAUGAUGAGGCGCGCACUGAAGGAAGCUACAGUCGCAAGCGAGAUUUUCGCUCAUCGAGUUUUUACGAAAAAGAAAAUUGUCGAGGAUUUGAGGAACCAGUCAUCAAAUGCCGGAGAUUUUCUGGAUCAUUGGAUGGCGAUCGAGAUGAAGCAGCAGAAAUAAAAACUCCUACCUUAAGGAGAUCGAAUCGACUGAAAAAGGCGAAAAUAGAAAGGAAUUUUGUUUACUAUCGAAGAAAACAAUGAAAUGUUUAAUCAUAAAUAUUAUUUAAAAUAUUUUCAAUUUGUAAAAAUUUAAGAUCACUUUUGAAAAUCAUUUGUACAUUGUAAACACUUAAGGGGUAAGAGUUGUAAUG
Wyeomyia smithii (pitcher-plant mosquito) is the source of this 1388-nucleotide messenger RNA. RefSeq lists its product as uncharacterized. The transcript has 2 exons. The record is from RefSeq and is a predicted model, not a curated record. Gene Ontology annotation, molecular function: nucleic acid binding; zinc ion binding. Bases 15 to 965 code for a protein of 316 amino acids. NCBI's taxonomy places the organism in Eukaryota, Metazoa, Arthropoda, Insecta, Diptera, Culicidae.